CGUGGCCGGCUCUCGGCGCCGCCUCCGCCAGGCGCCCGCCGCACCAAGAAGAUGGAGACCCACAUCUCGUGCUUGUUCCCGGAGCUGCUGGCCAUGAUCUUCAGCUACCUGGACGUGCGGGACAAGGGUCGAGCGGCGCAGGUGUGCACGGCGUGGCGGGACGCCGCCUACCAUAAGUCGGUGUGGCGGGGGGUGGAGGCUAAGCUGCACCUGCGCCGGGCCAACCCGUCGCUGUUCCCCAGCCUGCAGGCCCGGGGCAUCCGCCGCGUGCAGAUCCUGAGCCUCCGCCGCAGCCUCAGCUACGUGAUCCAGGGCAUGGCGAACAUCGAGAGCCUCAACCUCAGCGGCUGCUACAACCUCACGGACAACGGCCUGGGCCACGCGUUCGUGCAGGAGAUCGGCUCGCUGCGCGCGCUCAACCUGAGCCUCUGCAAGCAGAUCACCGACAGCAGCCUGGGCCGCAUAGCCCAGUAUCUCAAGGGCCUGGAGGUGCUGGAGCUGGGAGGCUGCAGCAACAUCACCAACACGGGCCUUCUGCUCAUCGCCUGGGGGCUGCAGCGCCUCAAGAGCCUUAACCUGCGCAGCUGCCGCCACCUCUCGGAUGUGGGCAUCGGGCACCUGGCCGGCAUGACUCGCAGCGCGGCCGAGGGCUGCCUGGGCCUGGAGCAGCUCACCCUGCAGGACUGCCAGAAACUCACGGAUCUGUCUCUGAAGCACAUCUCGCGGGGGCUGACGGGCCUGAGGCUUCUCAACCUGAGCUUCUGCGGGGGCAUCUCGGACGCGGGCCUCCUGCACCUGUCGCACAUGGGCAGCCUGCGCAGCCUGAACCUGCGCUCCUGUGACAACAUCAGCGACACGGGCAUCAUGCAUCUGGCCAUGGGCAGCCUGCGUCUCUCCGGGCUGGAUGUGUCGUUCUGUGACAAGGUCGGGGACCAGAGUCUGGCUUACAUUGCCCAGGGACUGGACGGCCUCAAGUCCCUGUCCCUCUGCUCCUGCCACAUCAGUGACGAUGGCAUCAACCGCAUGGUGCGGCAGAUGCACGGGCUGCGUACGCUCAACAUCGGGCAGUGUGUGCGCAUCACGGACAAGGGCCUGGAGUUGAUCGCCGAGCACCUGAGCCAGCUCACGGGCAUAGACCUGUACGGCUGCACCCGGAUCACCAAGCGCGGCUUGGAGCGCAUCACGCAGCUGCCCUGCCUCAAGGUACUCAACCUGGGACUCUGGCAGAUGACGGACAGUGAGAAGGUCAGAGUCCUCCACAGCGACAAGAGAGACCAUGGAGUUAAAGAAACCCAGAGACCUUUAUCAAUUGAUUGUACUGUUUGUGAAUUUGUAUAAAUGAUAACAAAGAUCCUCUUAAAACGUUUAUAUUCUUACAGUAAAAGGUUAAACUGAUAUUUAUAUAAUAAAAGAGGAAAUAUGAAGUAUGUUUUUGAAAAAAAAAAGCACACACAAAAGAAAAACUCCUUGUAUCUGUGAAUUAUUUUUGAAGCAUUGUGUGUUGGGUACAUGCCAAAGUGGGAGGUGCCCAGUGUACAGGCUAAGCGGAAGUAAGGGUUAGAAUUGGGUUUGUCCAUGUGGUGUGAAUAAGCUCAUAGUUAAGAAUAACUAUAGUUUCUUCUGUGUAACAUUUACCAUUGACAUUACAAAUGUUCUGUUUCUAGGAAUGUGAUUAGACUGGAGAUUUCUAGAACUUCUGGAUUUAACUGUCAAAAUGGAAAUUGAAGGAAAGUGAAACAAAAUGAAACUUAAAAAAAAAAAAAGGUUAGACUUCUAAGAGUCACAAUUUCCCCAAGUGACUUUGGGGGGGGGGCGUGUUUGGGCAUGUGGGAAUGAGAUCUAGGGGUAAUAGUGAAAGGCUCUUGGCCUAUCGGAGUAGGUGAGAAAACGGGUGUCUUUCCCCUCAGAGCCCAGUGUGAAGGGUGGAGGGAGCAGAACCUUUGUCCAGUAAAAGUUGAAAGCCCUGUCCUGGCUGCCUGGCCCAGUCAUGCGUACUGGGUGAGCAGGUCCAGGGGCAGCCCACUCCCCUCUUUAACAUUCCCCUCCAGGCCUGGCUGCCUCCAGGCACUGUCCUGGGGGUAGGGAGGCAAGCCAGGAGUUGGUGCAUAUUUGCAUUUCAAGCACUUUUCCAGAGCCCAUGCUGGCCACUUAGAGCUGUUGAGGGUUCUGAGGCUGAAUUCCUUACAGAUAAAUAAGCAGCCCGUAAUUCUAGCAAAGAGCUCUCUUUGAAAGACAAUAAACUGUCUGACAUCUUGUGACUAGGGCUGCGGUGACCUGAGAGCUCUAACAUUGGAGUCAUUCAUAAUCUUGGUGAGCCUUGUUUUUAAGAUCACUUUUUCUUUUUAAGCCAAAAAAAAAAAAAAAAAUACA
Messenger RNA from Jaculus jaculus (lesser Egyptian jerboa), 2370 nucleotides. It is a transcript of the gene Fbxl14, whose product is annotated as F-box and leucine rich repeat protein 14. Gene Ontology annotation, cellular component: SCF ubiquitin ligase complex. Bases 52 to 1338 code for a protein of 428 amino acids. The record is from RefSeq and is a predicted model, not a curated record. Gene Ontology annotation, biological process: SCF-dependent proteasomal ubiquitin-dependent protein catabolic process. Lineage: Eukaryota; Metazoa; Chordata; Mammalia; Rodentia; Dipodidae. The transcript is spliced from 2 exons. Gene Ontology annotation, molecular function: protein binding.